CAUUUCCAUCCGUUUCCCUCAAUGGUUAGGCAAGACGACGGAUCAACAUGUGAUCGGCAAACUAUACAAGAAAAAAUAUGAAAGAACAAGACAUCCCAUUGCUCCACCGAGCUCUAGGGUUCUACUAUUGCUUGUCAUCUAUUCCUUCGAAAACCCUAUAUGCUUGAUCUUAUUAUGCCUAUCCUUCGCAUUCGCGAAACCGACCCUUCUAAAAAAGACGACAAGGGCCCUGCUAUCGUUGCCGUGUCUGUUGUAUUCACCACCAUCGCAUUCAUUACCACCAUACUGCGGUUAUGGGUACGCAAGGGACGCCGAGCACUCGGAGUGGACGAUUACACCGUAACGGCAGCAAUGUGCCUUACCAUCGUGGAAGCAGCGCUUACUAUCCAAGCCGUAACGCGCGGUAAAGGGAAGCGCGGUAAAUACCUUUCCAAGGGCGAAAGAGAGUACAUUAAUAUGUACAGCUGGUACGCGCAACAUGUGCUCUUCGCGGCUAUGGCACUAGUCAAGAUAUCAGUAUGCCUGCUCGUUACACGAAUCAAAAAUUCGAAGCAGAUGAAGUGGCUUACUGGUGUGGUAAUUACUGUUUUGUGUACUUCCGCACUGGAAUGUAGCAUCGUCCUUCUUGCGCAGUGCAGACCUAUCAGCGCUCACUGGCGCCCUGCUGCAGGGAAGUGCUGGCCUGCCAAAGUACGCAUCUACUCGAUCUAUGUGCAAGCUGGGCUAUCCAUCACUACGGACCUGAUAUGCUCGGCGCUUCCGAUUGUCAUUAUGUGGAAUGUCCAACUCCCCUUCCGCAAGAAGGUGUCGAUUUGGGUAUUGAUGGCUAUGGGACUCAUCUGCACAGCCUGCUCAGCUGUCAGGGCCAAAUCUCUUGAUGCAAAAGCCAAAGAUCUUGCUUAUGAGUACGGAAUCGUCGCAAUCUGGGCCAUAACCGAGCUUUGCCUUGGGAUAAUAGCCACCAAUCUCGGUCUUUCUCGUUCCAUGUUCUACUAUUUCUUCAGGCGCGCGGAUCUGACUACCAACGACUCCUCGCAACGGCCAUCGUACAACGUGUACGGUAGCCGCUCACGAAACGGAUACGCCCAGCAUCCGGACUUAAAUUCGAAUAUCUCGCGAAUGAGUAAGAGCGAUAGGAGGGAAACUAGCACGGCAGGGAGCGAGACAAGGAGUGAAGAUAGUGAUAUUCCGCUGAAACCAAUGGCGGGCAUUGAGAAGACGACAAAGAUUGAGAUGCACGUGCAAAAAUCAUGAUCUAUGAGCGGCUGCUGUUUUGGGAAUUGAUUGUAAAAGCGUGGUGUUUGGCGUUGUCGAAAAAUUCGAGUCGUGUCUUGCACGGAAGUGUUUUAGAUUUCAUUGUUGUUAGGGCCGUAGUCCCUCAGCUCAAGGUCUCAUACAGUUUGAGCAUCUGUUAAUUGAAAGAAAACCCUUCCGCGCCUCUCUUAGGUGCGGAAGAAAGUCCCGUGAAACCGUCCCAGGGAUUGGAUUUGGGCACGCUCGUCAUUCUCGCUUCAUUGCAGCAUGGCGUUCAGUUCCUACCUGAAAAUUCGGUCGAAUCGUUGAUUCAGAGUUCCGAUCCAGUCGCAUCCACAAAGAAAUCUGAG
Cucurbitaria berberidis CBS 394.84 is the source of this 1604-nucleotide messenger RNA. RefSeq lists its product as uncharacterized. Gene Ontology annotation, molecular function: protein binding. The record is from RefSeq and is a predicted model, not a curated record. Bases 160 to 1254 code for a protein of 364 amino acids. Lineage: Eukaryota; Fungi; Ascomycota; Dothideomycetes; Pleosporales; Cucurbitariaceae. The transcript has 3 exons.